Thunnus maccoyii (southern bluefin tuna) is the source of this 3765-nucleotide messenger RNA. RefSeq names its product cadherin-related family member 5-like. The transcript is spliced from 3 exons. Lineage: Eukaryota; Metazoa; Chordata; Actinopteri; Scombriformes; Scombridae. The record is from RefSeq and is a predicted model, not a curated record. The coding region runs from base 2174 to 2944 and encodes 256 amino acids.
GCACUGCCACACCGUCCUGUGGUUCCUCAUUUCCACUUUUCUUACACAUAUUGUCAAGUUAAUUUUCUGAAUAUCGAGUGAGAUGAACAAAUAUUAAUUGAAGCUAUUCAGCGAAGUUUCAGGAGCAGGACCACACCUCAAUUACGCCACUACCGGCAAUCCUAUAAAUAACACCUAACCCUCUCCGAUUCUUCCGCUCUCGUAUUCUGCGCUUCAUGUACAUGCAGUCUCAGUCCAAUUCUCAGAAACAAGCUCAAACUACCACCAGACAUUAGCUGUUAUGUCUCAGUUUCAGAUGUCGGAAUUUCGAUUCAAAAAGUCAACUCACCAUGGAUCACGAACUGCGGAUCAACACGUCCGAUUCGGAUGAAGACUUGUUUGAAACCGACUCUCCUCUAGCCACGACACAGCAGUCAGACCAAAGCCGAGUGUCCAAGUGGAGCUGCUGCGCUCAACGGUGCAAAUACCGGCGCCAUGGUACCUCCACUCAUGCUCCCCUAACGUGACCCUCCGCUUCCUGGCAGACCUCAAGCGUCCUCUCCUCCGUCGACGAGGGCCGAAAACCGUGGACGCAACAGUCAUAGCCGCGGGAGCAGGCGGCUUCAACUUCUCAUCACCUGCCUCAAAUUCCAUCAUAGUUACCAGAUUGUUCAGUUAUUCAGUAAAUUCUAUUGCCAUGUACACCGGAUUGCAAGUUAAUAAUAACUACUCAAAUGUUGUUUCAGUAACGUCUGUCGUCACUUGCACUGGCUUACAAGUUACAAAUCAAACUAUAAUGUCACUUAAUAAAAUUCAUAAUUACUGGCACCAGUUAGCCAGUUGCCAAUUUAUGUCACUUCAUUAAGGUCUAUCGUUAUGUGUAUCAGGUGGCUAGUUACCAUACAAUUAAUCUAAUGUCACUUCAGUAACGUCUGCUAUUACGUGCACCGGGUCACCAAAUACUACAACUACUCUAACAUUAUAUCAGUGACAUCCAUCAUUACAUGCACCGGGUUGCAAGUUACCACUACAACUAAUCUAACAUCCCUUCAGUAUGGUCUGCUGUUACAUGCAUGGGUUGCCAAAUACUACUAUAACUACUAUAACAUCAUGUCCGUGACAUCUAUCGUUACGUCCACUGGGUUGCAAGUUAAUAAUAAUACAACUAAAUCAAACGUCCCUUCGGUAACGUCUGCUGUUAUGUGCACUGGAUUGCCAAAUACUAGAACUACUCUAACAUUAUAUCAGUAACAUAAAUCGUUAUGUGCACUGGGUUGCAAGUUACUAAUACUAAAUCAAACAUAAUUUUGGUAACGUCUGUCGUUGCAAGUUAUUAAUACAACUAAUCUAAUGCCAUUUCAGUAACGUCUGCUGUUACAUGCAUCAGGUUGCAAGCUACAAAUACAACUAUUCUAACGUCACUUCAAUAACGUCUGCUGUUAUGAGCACCGGGUUGCCAAAUACUAUUAUAACUACUUUAACGUCAUAUCAGUAACAUCUAUCAUUUCGUGCACUGGGUUGCAAGUUAAUAAUACAACUAAAUCAAACAUCACUUCAGUAACGUCUGCUGUUACCUGCACCGGUCCGCAAACUACUAACGUAACUAACAUCAGUUCAGUAACGUCUGCUGUUACCUGCACCGGUCCGCAAACUACUAACAUAACUAACAUCAGUUCAGUAACGUCUGCUGUUACGUGCACCGGAUUGCCAAAUACUACAGCUACUCUAACAUUAUAUCGGUAACAUAUAUUGUUAUGUGCACCGGGUUGCAAGUUGCUAAUACUAAAUCAAACGUCACUUCGGUAACGUCUGUUGUUGCAAGUUACUAAUACAACUCAUCUAAUGCCAUUUCAGUAACGUCUGCUGUUACAUGCAUCAGGUUGCAAGCUACUAAUACAACUUAUUUAACGUCACUUCAGUAACACCUAUUGUUAUGUGCACCGGGUUGCAAGUUAAUAAUACAACAAAAUCAAAUGUCACUUCGGUAACGUCUGUCGUUGCGUGCACCGGGUCGCAAGUUACUAAUACAAUUAAUCUAACGCCACUUAAGUAACGUCUGCUGUUACGUGCACCAGGUUACCAAAUACUAUCAUAACUACUCUUACAUAAUAUCAGUUACAUCUAUCGUUACGUGCACCAGGUUUUAAGUUACUAAUACAACUAACCUAACCUUACUUUAGUAUCGUUUGCUGUUAUGUGCACCGGGUUGCAAGUUAGUAAUACUGACUCAAAUGUCACUUCGGUAACAUCUGCCAUUCCAUGCACCGGAUUGCUAGUUAGUAAUGUAACUACUCUAGCGUCACUUCCAAUCAAUCAAUCAAUCAAUCAACUUCCAUCGUUAUACGCAUCUGGCACCGGGAUGCCAGCGCCCCCACUGCCGCCUACUUCCAGUUACCGCAGCAGCAAACUUGAGUCGGAGCAUCUGGCACCAGGAUGCCAGCGCCCCCCUGCCACCUACUUCCAGUUACCGCAGCAGCAAACUCGAGUCGGAGCAUCUGGCACCGGGAUGCCAGCACCCCCUGCCAUUCAGAUGCAGCAAUCUCAACAGCUAGCCUUAUCAGGGGAACCUGGCACCUGGAUGCCAGCGCCCCCUGCUGCCCACUUCCAACAACCUCUGCAGCCAGCUUUAAUCGGAGCGUCUGGCACCGGGUUGUCAGUGCCCUCUGCUGCCCACUCCCAGCAACCACAGCAGAAACGCCCAGACAACACCAGCUCUAUAAAGGGUCCUGAGGGGGUCCGCUGUUCCCCGGGUGCUGCGGCGGAUUCCCCAUUGAUCAGGGCAAGACUGGGACUACUGUGCUGCUGCAGCUGCUGUGUGGGGAAGGUGGUGUUGCCUGUGCAUGAGAGAAGUUACAAGGACCUUUCCUCCAUAUUCUCUAUGUUGUUCUCCUCUUCUAAUACUUUCUCUUCAUCUCACUAUCUCCUGUCAUCUCGGAAUAACAGAUCCACCAAAUCAUGCGGUUAAAAUGGGUCAUAUUUGACCCGAACAGUAUGUACAUAGAUUCAGUUAAAAUGUAUUUAAAAGUGACUAUUGAGGUAUAUAUAACUGUUAAGUCUCCAUGGAUUGCAAAGUGGCAGGAUUGCAGUGUGUGGGUGGAUGAAUUAGAUGUGUUUUUAUUCUUUUUUUAAAACAUGUUUUCCUGAAUUUGUUUUUCUGUUCCUGCAAUUAUUUGUCAGUCAGUUGUGUUAAAAUGUACUUGUGUCUUUCUGUAUGAACGGUGUAAAACUACUAAGAAAAAAAAAAGUUGGUCAUAAAAAGUGAACAACUCCCCAACUGGAGCUGAAUAUGUAAAUUAUGUCCACAAGCUGUCAAUACAAUAAAAGUCUGCCUGUUCUAUGGAAUAGAGUUCUUCAUGGUCCCAAGAUCUGAAAUGCACAGAAGGAAAACCUAAUUGCCACUAAUUCAUGGUCACACUCCUCACCCUAUCUCUAUCAUCCUAUCGCUCUUGUUAUGAUAUCUGACACACAGAUACAUUCUGGUUAAAACAUAUUGAUACACAGACCUGAAACCUACAUCGAUACAAGGAGACCCUGGAGUUUUGACCCCUUCUGGUAAGCCUUUUGGUAAUUUACCUGUGGCUCUGAUAUGUCAGUAGUGUUUUGUUUCAAAAUUUAGAUAUAAUUGUUUUUGAAUAAAUUUAAGUCUCAAAGUUUUAAACUAACUUGUUGCUGCCAAACUGGUUUUGCUGAAGAUGAAAGUCAAGUUUCAUGUUUUUAUUGGGCAGUUGUACAACAGUACUGCCUCUGAAUAGUUUUGGAACUAUGAACUGUAAGUAUAUACAAAUC